CUAGCUUACUAGCUUCCAGUAGCAACUUGAGAAGAGCCAACAAGCCUUGUCAACAUUAGCUGCAGUAAAACACCGUUUUAUGUCAACAAGGUGCUCAAAAAGGCUGUGCACAUAUUUCUCUCAAAAACCGGAGCUUUGGACAUUAAAACUGGGGUGCCCAUCUCUGUUGAGUUUCCCCUGCUAGCACUGGCUGUGACUCGCUGGUCACUAGAGGGGCCCCGUCAGAGCAAGGGCCCACUCUGCAGCUCCAGGUGUGUGUGUGUGUGUGUGAGAGAGAUUGUGUUGAGUGCUCUGGAGACUCCCAGCUAAGAUGUCCUCCAUCUUGCCGUUCACCCCUCCUGUGGUGAAGAGGCUUCUGGGCUGGAAGAAGACAAGCAGCGGUUCAGGAGGCGCUGGUGGAGGAGAGCAUAACGGCCAGGAGGAGAAAUGGUGCGAGAAGGCGGUGAAGAGUUUAGUGAAGAAGCUGAAGAAGACGGGUCAGUUAGACGAGCUGGAGAAAGCGAUCACCACACAGAACUGCAACACCAAGUGUGUCACCAUCCCCAGCAAUUGCUCUGAAAUAUGGGGACUGAGUACACCAAAUACGAUAGAACAGUGGGAUUCAUCAGGCCUUUACAGCUACCCUGACCAAACCAGAACCAUGGAUGGCCGCCUGCAGGUUUCCCACAGGAAGGGGCUUCCUCAUGUUAUUUACUGUCGUUUGUGGCGGUGGCCGGACCUCCACAGUCACCACGAGCUUCGCGCCAUCGAGGCCUGUGAGUACGCCUUCCACCUCAAGAAGGAUGAGGUCUGCAUCAACCCCUACCACUACCAGAGGGUGGAGACCCCAGUGCUGCCUCCUGUUCUUGUGCCAAGACACUCAGAGAUCCUGCCAGAGCUGCCACCUCUGGACGAUUACACUCACUCCAUACCGGAGAACACAAACUUCCCCGCAGGAAUCGAACCUCCAAACAACUAUAUACCAGAAACGCCUCCUCCAGGCUACAUCAGUGAGGAUGGGGAGGCCAGCGAUCAACAGAUGAAUCAAAGUAUGGAAACAGGUUCUCCAGCAGAGCUCUCCCCCAGCACUCUGUCUCCUGUCAAUCACAGCAUGGGGUCCUCUGCUGCAGACCUUCAGCCGGUGACCUACUCCGAGCCGGCCUUCUGGUGCUCGAUAGCGUACUACGAGCUGAACCAGCGCGUGGGCGAAACGUUUCACGCCUCGCAGCCCUCGCUGACCGUGGACGGAUUCACAGAUCCUUCAAACUCUGAGCGCUUCUGCCUCGGCCUGCUGUCCAACGUCAACAGGAACGCCACUGUGGAGAUGACCCGGAGGCACAUAGGAAGAGGAGUUAGACUCUACUACAUCGGAGGGGAGGUUUUCGCUGAGUGCCUGAGUGAUAGCGCCAUCUUUGUCCAGAGUCCAAACUGCAACCAGCGGUACGGCUGGCAUCCGGCAACAGUGUGUAAAAUUCCUCCAGGUUGCAAUUUAAAAAUCUUCAACAACCAGGAGUUCGCGGCCCUGCUGGCUCAGUCGGUGAAUCAGGGCUUCGAGGCGGUUUACCAGCUCACCAGGAUGUGCACCAUCCGCAUGAGCUUCGUCAAAGGCUGGGGAGCCGAGUACAGGCGGCAGACUGUCACGAGCACUCCUUGCUGGAUCGAGCUUCACUUGAACGGCCCGCUGCAGUGGCUCGACAAGGUCCUGACCCAGAUGGGUUCCCCGUCUGCUCGCUGCUCCAGUAUGUCCUAAACAGCUAAAGAAACGCCCCAAAAAAAACAAAAAAAAUAACCGCAGCCCAUUACAUGAUCAUUAAAUUCCAAACAUGCGAGUCCUUUCAUCAAAAAAAAAAAAGGAAAACCCCCACAGAAUGAAUUUUCUGUCACGUUCUUCAUAGUAUUUGUGGCCCAGUUCCACAUCCCUCUUUUACCUUUACACACACACACACACACGAACAAACGCACCCACACUGUCGCACACACACAUGCAUACAGACUUUUCAGUAAAAACAAAAAAAAAUUGGCACUUUGUUACCCAUCUAUGUCAUGCACCUUGUUAAAUUGCUUUCCCCAAAUCCUUAAUAUUAGAUCUAUUUGUGGUACAAAUGAAAAUGUAUAUUGGUUUUUAGUCCAGGAAGUAGGGGAAAUACCAAAAAUAUCUGUGAAUAGUUUCUCAGUAUUGAAGAUUGCUUGUAUGAGUAACACAAGCUUGAAUGCUCAAAUGAUGUGUUCUUGUUCCUAUCCCACCCCAACCAUUGUGCUGAUCCUAAGUUUACUUUUCUCUGGGAAAUAGUCAGGAGGGAUUUUAGCGGUGGCUCUGGGUGAAGAAAACCGAUGGCCUUGGUGGAAACGCCACAAUGUGUUUUAUGGAACAUUUUAAAAUUCGCCCUUUCUUUUUUUUACGUGUGUCGUUAUAAGACAUACUUCUUUAAUGGACAAAUAGGAAUGUUAAAGUAUAAAGUAAUUCCAAAAAGAAAAAACCCCAAACAAACUGCAAGCUCGAUCUGGAUGUAGUUUAUUUCUUUGUCAUUAUAUGGCACUCUAGUUAAAAUCCCCGCUGAUUAGCCUGGUAUUGGAGCUAAUGAGAGAGGUGCACUGGGCAGGGACCAGAGGAAAUCAGCUGGUGUUAAAAAUCUUUUUUUGACUCGACACUGGGAGUCCUGGGGCUCUCCGACGAGGGGGGGGGGGGGGGAGCUUUAAAACGCCAGGAGAAAUUGAAGGUAUCAUUCUGUUUUUAGCCUAUAUCCCCAUUGUUUUGCUACUUUUUUGUAUUCUCAUGUAUUUUUAUAUAUAAAUAUACUUAAAAUUUCUCUGUCGUUCACUUUUUAUUAAAGUAAUAUUUUCAAGACCACAGCUGUUUCUAAAAAGGAGGGCAUGGAUCAUUCCUUUUUCCGUUUACCCUAAAAAAAAAAUUAGUUUGUCUUGAUAUUAAAAACCUCUCACUGCCCCCACAUGAUGUGUUUCUAUCCUUUUUUCCCAAAGAAAUCUGGUGCAUUUAAAGUACUCCUUUCCUUGUAAUGCUUAUAAUGAUUCCAGAGGCAUGUAAAAAACAAACUUUGUAAUGGCCAUUCAUUCAGUCAUCUCUUUUAUUAUUAUUAUUUUUGAAACACACGUGACCUCUUGUAGCCUUUUGGUGCUUAGAAACAAUUGGCUUUUAAAAUGUUACAGAAGAAGACCUGUGUGUGUUAAUGUGUGUAUCUGUCGUUAAAAUACAGUAUGUACAACAAGACUUAUUAGCUUCAACUCUGCCAUUUUUUGUCAUUAUGUGGCUGUUGCGAGUUUAUAACAUGUCCCCUUCAUGUCCCUUUUCUCCCCCCUUAUUUUUGAUGUACAUGUGUUUACCUUAUGGCACUAGUGAUUGUACUUUAAGUGCACCUAGUGGCGUUUGGAUUUUGGGGAACUGAACCGUGUGUUAGGGUCCAGUGUUACAUUGUUUUUAUCUUUGGCCUCCAACAUAUGAAUGUGAAAAAAAAAAUGACAUUACAAAACCUGAACGUGGACCAGACGUACAUAUACAUAACAGUAGUACAGUAUGUGUGUAUUUAACAGUAAUCUUUUUGCAAAGCAGUCAGUACAGUAGAUGUCGCAGUUGUUUUACCAGUAGAGGGCCGUAUUGAUAGAGCAGUUCUUUUUUUUUUCUGACCAUAAGCUUCUCAGGCGUGUGGCAUAUUAUGCAGACUUCAUAAAACACUAAUAAAGAUUUUUAUUCUCAUGAU
Molecule: messenger RNA, 3692 nt
Organism: Gymnodraco acuticeps
Lineage: Eukaryota; Metazoa; Chordata; Actinopteri; Perciformes; Bathydraconidae
Gene: smad2
Product: SMAD family member 2
Exons: 11
Coding region: 311-1729 (472 amino acids)
Biological process (GO): transforming growth factor beta receptor signaling pathway; anatomical structure morphogenesis; cell differentiation
Cellular component (GO): heteromeric SMAD protein complex
Molecular function (GO): I-SMAD binding; RNA polymerase II cis-regulatory region sequence-specific DNA binding; DNA-binding transcription factor activity, RNA polymerase II-specific
Source: RefSeq, a predicted model, not a curated record